UUGAACUUUAUAUAAAUUGAACUUUUUAACUUAUGGAAAUUUGGCUGGGCUAGGAUGAAUUUAACGGUAGCCAUUGUACAGGAAUGGAAAUUUUAGAUCGAUAUUGCACGGAAAGUUUUCUAUUAGUCUCAAAAAAUCCUUAUGAAAGAUCGAGCAAGAGCGGCUGUGAUUACUCCGGAAUAUAUGCAUUCAAGAAGGCGUCUAAUAUAUUAUACAAUUGUUGCGACAUCUUUAAUAUGGAUAAUUGGAACUUUAACUUUCAUGUUUCUCGACGACAUCGAAGUAACUGUCGCCGUCAAACGCAAAGUAGCUGACGCCUUGACGACGACGUUUUCGGAGAAUGACAUUCCAAUAAGUAGUACAAAAUUUCGUGAUAAAUUUCAGCUGCCAAACUCAGACAAGAGCGAAGUUAUCGAAGUAAAUAGUAAGGCGCUCGCUAAUUAUGAACAUGCCCUUGUGAGAAGAGAUCCCCUUCUUCCAGGAGAACUGGGACGAGGUGUAGCAGUGGGACCAGGUGAAAAGGAAAAAGAAAAAUUGGGUUAUGAAAGACACGCAUUUAAUCAAUUGGUGAGCGACAAAAUCUCAAUUCAUAGAAGUUUAAAGGAUUAUAGAAACGAAAAAUGCAAGACGAAGAAGUACCCUACGAAUCUUCCAUCAACGUCGAUUAUUAUAUGUUUUCACAACGAAGCGUGGUCCACCCUCCUUCGUACUGUACAUAGCGUUAUCAACAGAACACCACCAAAAUUCUUGAAAGAAAUUAUUUUAGUCGACGAUGCAAGCACGAGGGACGAUUUAAAACAACGUCUUGAUGACUACAUAGCAAAUUUAGGAGUUGUUAAAAUCAUACGUCUGAAGGAAAGACAAGGUCUCAUACGGGCGCGUUUAUCAGGUGCAAAAGAAGCGAAGGGAAAAGUAUUGACAUUUUUAGACGCUCAUUGUGAGUGUUCACUGGGAUGGGUAGAGCCUCUGUUAACAAGGAUAAAAGAUGACCGUACAAAUGUAGUUAUGCCAGUAAUUGACGAGAUAAGCGAGACAAAUUUUCAUUACAAUGCCGUGCCAGAACCGUUUCAAAGGGGUGUUUUUAAAUGGAGGUUAGAGUUUACAUGGCGCCCCAUUCCUCAAUAUGAAGACGAGAGAAGAAAAGAUGAAGCAGAAGGAAUAAGGACUCCUGUAAUGGCUGGUGGGCUGUUUUCCAUUGAUAGAGACUACUUUUAUGAGUUAGGUAGUUACGACACCGGCAUGGAUAUUUGGGGAGGUGAAAAUAUAGAGAUUUCAUUCAGGAUAUGGAUGUGCGGUGGAUCAAUCGAAAUGUUACCUUGUUCACGUGUUGGACACGUGUUCAGACCACGAUUCCCAUAUUCGUUUCCAAAUCGUCGUGGAUCCGAUGGUGACGUCGUCAGUCGCAAUUUAAUGCGUGUUGCUGACGUAUGGAUGGAUGAUUAUGCAAAGCAUUUUUACAAUAUUAGGUUUGAUUUAAAACGUAAACGUCACGAUGACGUCAGCGAAAGAAAGACGAUACGAGAUAGAUUGCAGUGUAAAAGUUUUAAAUGGUAUCUUGAAAAUGUUUAUCCUGAGUUAGAAAUACCAGAUGAUAACUAUCUCGCUGCUGGAGAGGUUCGAAAUCCUGAGACGGGGGUAUGCUUGGAUACGUUAGGUAAACAAGAAGGCUCUCCUCUGGGAUUAUAUGUCUGCCAUGGUCAAGGUGGUAACCAGUAUUUCACUUUAAACAGUAAAGGAGAACUGAAGAGCGAAGAUAAUUGUCUGGAUUACAAUGGUCACGAUUUAUAUAUAAGAGAUUGCGAUAGUUUAGGAUUAAAUCAGAAAUGGUCCUAUGAGAAUAACCGAAUUCGAAACGAUAGGUUUAACGUAUGCUUGCAGUUAAAGACCAAAAAUUAUAUCGCAACAGGUCCAUGUUUAGGUACGAAACUUCAAGAAUGGGUUUUUAAUAAAAUUGAAGAUAUGAGCUAGACUUUUUAUAUAACUAUAAUAAAAUCAAAUGUUAAUUUUUUUUAAUUGAAAAUAGAAAUGAUUUGCAAGCAUGUGAUAAUUUUUAGCGUGUGCAAAAAAGUCGAAUAAUUCAUAAAUGGGAGAAAUAUAUACCUGUAUAGGUAGUAGAGUCUAGUCGUAUGUACUUUCUGUAUAAUAGAAUAAAAAAUAUAUUUUUUAUUUAUUUAUUUUAAUAUAUUACUGUUCAUAAUCAUAAUUUUGGUGAUAGCGUGUUUCAUGUAUAUCAGAUGGAAAGAGAAAAUUUUAGUACAAA
Messenger RNA from Hydractinia symbiolongicarpus, 2260 nucleotides. RefSeq names its product polypeptide N-acetylgalactosaminyltransferase 13-like. Gene Ontology annotation, cellular component: Golgi apparatus. The transcript has 9 exons. The coding region runs from base 142 to 1968 and encodes 608 amino acids. NCBI's taxonomy places the organism in Eukaryota, Metazoa, Cnidaria, Hydrozoa, Anthoathecata, Hydractiniidae. The record is from RefSeq and is a predicted model, not a curated record.